Capsaspora owczarzaki ATCC 30864 is the source of this 1657-nucleotide messenger RNA. RefSeq lists its product as hypothetical. Bases 14 to 1582 code for a protein of 522 amino acids. The record is from RefSeq and is a predicted model, not a curated record. The transcript is spliced from 4 exons. Lineage: Eukaryota; Filasterea; Ministeriida; Capsasporidae. Gene Ontology annotation, molecular function: protein binding. Gene Ontology annotation, cellular component: nucleus.
CAGUCGUGCAAAAAUGGAGCAGCCUCCUGCAGCAGCAGCAGCAGCAGCAGCAGUGUUGCCAAUGGCGCUGACGGAGCGGUUUCCAGUCGCCGUGCGCGAGGACGCAGCGCGAGGGCGGUACAUGGUCGCCACACGCGCCAUUGCUGCUGGAGAGACGGUCUUUGUGGCACUGCCCUAUGCAUACGCCGUGUUCACCAACUGCCGCAAGCGCGUGUGUGCGUUCUGCUUGCUGUACGACGAGCAGGGCCGCCUCUUUGAGCACUGCGCCAUGUGCGACCAGGUCUACUACUGCAGCGCCCAGUGCCGCCAGCGCGACAUGGACAUUGGCUUGCAUCAGCGACUGUGCCAUGCUCUCAAGAAGACGGCCACCAUGAAGGACGACCGGCAUCUCUCGUCCAUUGCCAGGCUCGUCGUCGUCAUCCUCCACCGCCGGGCGUCCGCUGCUGACCUGCUCCCGCUCGGUAUCGACGGCCGGUACGACACCCCGCCUGCUCAUCUUCAGGCACGCGCCAUUCGCACGGCGGCCGCUGCACACGCGGCGACUGGCUCAAGCGCGAGUGGUCUCGCUUCUGAAACAGAAUCCGACCACAACGAUGCUGCUGCUCCAGCAACUCCGACUACAACUCCGUCGACUACUCCUUCUGCUGGCGGCCCUACUGGUUCAGCCGCUUCGGAAGCGCCAUCUGCCGCAAGUGUCGGCGAUCUGGCCGCUCAAGGUCCGGUCUUGCAGAGAGUGCAAACGCAACCCAAUACCGCGUCGUCGUCGAGCUCCGACCCCUCUCCAGCUGCAACGCCAAGCACGGAGCCUCAGCUGUCGCCGGAAGAACGCGCUGCAUUGAAGUCGUCCAUUGAGGACGUGUCUUCGCUCGUGUCUCAUGUUGACAAAUGGACGGUGCCGGAAGCGCAGGGAUUCAAGAAAUUGCUCCGCUUCCUUGAAAAACAUGUCGAAGCCGAGCUCAUGGCUGGAUUUCCCCUCAAAGAUGUGCUGAAACUCGUGUCCCAAAUCGAAAGCAAUGGCUUUGGUCUGUGGGACGGCAAGGGCGAGUGCUAUGCUCGAGCGCUCUUCCCAAGUGCUUCCUUCUUCAAUCAUUCGUGCGAUCCAAGCUGUGAUCGUUACCAAGACAAGUUUUUGUUGUCGAUUGCCACGCGUCGGCCCAUUGCAGCAGGCGAGGAGCUUUCCAUUUCGUACAUUGACGUGAACGCACCCUGUCGGACUCGCCAACACGAACUGUUGGACUCGUACCACUUUCAGUGCUCGUGCACUCGUUGUGUCCGUGAGCUCGCGGCGCAUUCUGCCGGAUCCAAAUCAAGAGAUAAGGAGGAGCGCGAAAAGAUUACCUAUUCGAAGAGCGCCAAGCCCGGGAGCGGGACAAAGGGGCGCAACUCGGACAAGGCGAAUCAGAAAUUGCCCGCAAAAGCAAAACUAGGGAUGGCAGGACCAUCGACAUUAGCGGCCGCACCCGGAGCGUCGUCAAGUAGCACCGGACCGACCAGUUUUAUUGCACAGCUCAACCAAAUGAUGCAGAAAACUGAAAUCUCCGAUUCUGCUUCAGCGAGCAGUCCCAGAUCUCAUCCCAACUAGAAAAAGCAAAGCAUAAACUUGAGUUGGAAACCAGACCACAUCCAUAGAUUCGACAAUACACACAUUGAGGACAAA